Molecule: messenger RNA, 2004 nt
Organism: Myotis daubentonii (Daubenton's bat)
Lineage: Eukaryota; Metazoa; Chordata; Mammalia; Chiroptera; Vespertilionidae
Product: nuclear body protein SP140-like protein
Biological process (GO): regulation of transcription by RNA polymerase II
Cellular component (GO): nucleus
Molecular function (GO): DNA binding; DNA-binding transcription factor activity, RNA polymerase II-specific; protein binding
Source: RefSeq, a predicted model, not a curated record
GGAGCCCUCCAUGGGUGAUUUUUACACACUUCCUGCUCAGGGCUUUGCAGCCACAGCGGGCCUUGACUGGGGAGACUGGAAGGAUCAGAGGUCCAGGCAGGGCCCACGGCAGGACAAUGGCCAGUGGCGGCAGUGACCUCAGCACCAGGAUGUCUGAAGAAGAAAAGCGUAUCUGUGACAUUGCACUCUGCCACUUCAAAAGACAGAAGGUCGCAAUUUCACAUAUAAUAAAAGUAACAUUUCCUUUCCUUGAACUUCUCCGUGACUAUGGAUUCAUCAACAAUGAAAUGUAUGAAAAGUCUAAAGAAUCUUUUAAAACACCGGGUUCUGAAACAGAAGUCAUAUACCAUGUUCUCGAUGAAGUGGAGAAGACAUUUAACCUGUCCCUUCUGGAAGCAUUGUUUAGCAAAGACAUCAUGAACUCCUACCGUGGUUUAAAUGAUAUUUAUAAAAUCUUCAAAAAAGUGAUACCAAACAUAGAACUGUUCCUAAGAAGUGAUGGAGAAGAAAAUGAAGAGAGGCCUGAUAUCCGACAGAGCCUUGAACAAGGUACUGCCCCACCUGUAAAUGGCCUCUCAGAGCAACACCAUGAAACACAAGAGAUAAAUGUGAAUGAAACAGGUACCACCAGUGACAACAAUGAUGCACUAGAAAACAGACAAAGAAAUGAACAAUGUGCCCAUGAAUCCGAGCAGGAAGUGAUCGACAGUGAGGACUCCAAAGAAUCCAGUGAUGGAGAUGUGCCCCCCAAGGCUUCCAGCUCAGCAUUAAAAAGGAAAACUGGUACUAUGGAUUUUGGAAACAACUCCAUUUCAGAAAGAGCCAAGAGGAGAAGAAGGACAAAAAUGCGCACAGAUGAGACUGUGGAUUUUGAGGCUGAAAUACUUCCUGUGACCUGUGGGGAGAUGGUGGGCAUGUUAAUUAAGAGAAAAUUGAAACGAGGAGCCACGGUGAAGUGUAUAAGGAGAGAGGAUGGAAAUUGGUUCACACCCAGGGAAUUUGAAGUUGCAGGAGGCUAUGAAAAAUCAAGUAACUGGAAGAACAGUGUGUGCUGCGGUGGGACAGCCCUAAAAAACCUGAAAGAGUAUCUACCUGAACUUCCAGGAAAAGGUGGCAUGAAGAAAAAGCUGAAAAAAGAGGAGAAAUGCAAGAUCUGUGGGGAUGAAGGAAAGCUCUUCAGCUGCAGUCGUUGUUUCAGCUUCUUUCACAAAGACUGUCACAUCCCACCUGUGGAAUCUAAGAGGACCCAUUGGAUAUGUACCUUCUGCAUAAUAAAAAUGUCUUCAAGAAGUCAGCAGUGUUACAGUGAAUCUGAAGUCCUGGAGAGACAGAUGGUGCCAGAAGAGAAGUUAAAAUGUGAACUCCUCCUCCUAAAGGUCUAUUGCCAUUUAGAGAGCAACAUUUUUCCGAAAAUUCCACAUGAAAAUUAUUUUCAAAAGGCUUCUCAAUGCCUAAAGACACUUAAGGACUUGGAUGAAAUCAAGGAUAGUCUAAAUAAAGAAUGUUAUUCCAAAGUGGAGGAGUUUGUGCUUAAAGUGAACAAGAUCUUUCAGGAUCCUAAGCACAAUGACUCAGACCUAACAGAAGAGGAAUUUAAGAAGAAUUUCAAAGAUGUCUUUGCUAUUCAGUAAACAAAUCAGAACAGUUCACUAGUGUAGUGGAUGCUGUUGGUACCCUGGAAAAUCUCGCUUUCAGGCAGAUUUCUUAUCCCUGUUGUUAUGUGUAUUGGUUGUUUAUGCCAUCUCUCCCCAGUGUAUUUCUUUGGGCCAAAUGGAGGCAUAUUCACCUGAAGGUUAAAUCUCUUUGUCCUGCGGUCUGGUUCCCAGCACCAAAGAUGAACCAACCAUGUGGAGUGACUCAUGUUCUUGUGCUCCUCAGGGAAUCAGCCUAUAGCUAGUCUCUAGCUAUGACCACAUCCUUGCUUAGCAUUUCCCAGCACAGUGUCCUGCCUCCCUUAUCCCUUCUCUUCCAGAGAAAAUUCUCACAAUAAAUCACUGACAAAAG